CGGACGGACUGGGGCGAAGUCCUGGAGAUCCCGGUCGUGGAAGGCUCCCCGCCGAGACCCUGGCACUGGAACCUGUGCCCAAGCGGCGGCUUCCGCAACUGCAACUCCCGGCAGGCCCCGCGCAGCCCUCGGGCCGCGCGCUGGCGAUUUUGGCGCGCUGCAUUGUGGGGCGCGUAGUGCCCGGCUCCGAGCUCGUGGAGGGCGCCGGGUCCGCGGGAAGGGCGGCCCGGCGGGGUUUAGGAGCGCGGGCUGUUAGUCCGAGUGUCCGUGCGAAACCAGGCCUCGGGGGGCUGAGUGGUUUGCUGGGCGCCGCACGGAUUCGCGUCCCAGUCUCUGCCAUAGGGGCUCCCGUGGAGAACGUGUCCCAGCGGCACAGGCUGGCAUAACUUACCUGGAGCGGCUGAGACCCUGAGAUGUUCGGAGAGGGGUUUGUCUCGCAGACCCACACAGCUUGCGUUUCAGCCAGCCUCUGUGUCCGCCCGAGACAGAGAGUAGGCCAGUAUGCCCAAGAUAACCCUGAAUGGCGUGACAGUGGAUUUCCCUUUCCAGCCAUACAAAUGUCAAGAGGAGUACAUGAGCAAGGUCUUGGAGUGUCUGCAGAAGAAAGUGAACGGCGUUCUGGAGAGCCCCACGGGCACGGGGAAGACGCUGUGUCUCCUCUGCAGCACGCUGGCCUGGCGGGAGCAGCUCCGAGACGCUGUCUCUGCCCGCAAGAUUGCCGAGAGGGUGUCAGGGGAGCUCUUCCUUGACCGCGCCUUGGCGUCCUGGGGGAACGCUGCCCUGGAAGGAGAUGUCCCAGCGUGCUACGCGGACGUCCCAAAGAUCAUUUACGCCUCCAGGACCCACUCGCAGCUCACUCAGGUCAUCAGUGAGCUCCGGAACACCUCCUACCGGCCCCGAGUGUGUGUGCUGGGCUCCCGGGAGCAGCUGUGUAUCCAUCCCGAGGUGAAGAGGCAGGAGAGUAACCACACGCAGGUCCACUUGUGCCGCAAGAAGGUGGCAAGUCGCUCCUGUCACUUCUACAACAACGUGGAAGAGAAGAGCCUGGAGCCGGAGCUGGCUUGCCGCGUCCUGGACAUCGAGGACCUGGUCAGCAGUGGGACGAGGCACAGAGUGUGCCCCUACUACCUGUCUCGGAACCUGAAGCAGCAGGCCGACAUCAUCUUCAUGCCCUACAACUACCUGUUGGACGCCAAGAGCCGCCGUGCAUAUGGCAUCGACCUGAAGGGGACGGUCGUGGUCUUUGACGAAGCUCACAACGUGGAGAAGAUGUGUGAGGAGGCCGCGUCCUUCGACCUGACGCCCCACGACGUGGCUUCGGGACUGGACGUGAUAGACCAGGUGCUGGAGGAGCAGGCCAAGGUGGCGUGGCAGGCCGAGCUCCACCCAGAGUUCAGCGCGGACUCGGCCAGCUCAGGGCUGAACUUGGAGCUAGAGGACCUCGCGAAGCUGAAGACGAUCCUGCUUCGUCUGGAGGGGGCCAUCGACGCCGUGGAGCUGCCUGGAGGUGACGGCGGUGUCACCAAGCCUGGGAGCUACAUCUUUGAGCUGUUUGCCGAAGCCCAGAUCACGUUUCACACCAAGGGCUGCAUCCUUGACUCCCUGGACCAGAUCAUCCAACACCUGGCAGGACGUGCGGGGCUGUUCACCAACACGGCAGGGCUGCAGAAGCUGGCAGACAUCAUCCAGAUCGUGUUUAGCGUGGACCCUGCUGAAGGUGGCCCCAGUGCCAUGGUGGGGCCGGGGUGUCAGUCCUACAAGGUGCACAUCCACCCUGAUGCUGGUCACCGGAGGACAGCUCAGCGGUCAGAUGCCUGGAACGCCACGGCGGCCAGAAAGCAAGGGAAGGUGCUGAGCUACUGGUGCUUCAGCCCUGGCCACAGCAUGCGUGAGCUGGUCCACCAGGGCGUCCGUACCCUCAUCCUCACCAGCGGCACACUGGCCCCCGUGUCCUCCUUCACCCUGGAGAUGCAGAUCCCUUUCCCAGUCUGCCUGGAGAACCCACACGUCAUUGACAAGCACCAGAUCUGGGUGGGGAUUGUCCCUAAAGGCCCUGACGGAGCCCAGCUGAGCUCCGCCUUUGACAAACGGUUCUCUGACGAGUGCUUGUCGUCCCUGGGGAAGGCACUGGGCAACAUCGCCCGUGUGGUCCCGCACGGGCUCCUGGUCUUCUUCCCUUCCUACCCCGUCAUGGAGAAAAGCCUGGAGUUCUGGCGGGCCCACGACUUCGCCAGGAAGCUGGAGGUCCUGAAGCCCAUGUUCGUGGAGCCGAGGACCAAAGGAGGCUUCUCGGAGGUGAUGGAGGCUUUCUACACGAGAGUCGCCGCCCCCGGGUCCAGUGGGGCUACCUUCCUGGCUGUGUGCCGGGGGAAGGCCAGCGAGGGGCUGGACUUCGCAGAUGCGAAUGGCCGUGGAGUGAUCGUCACGGGCCUCCCAUACCCGCCCCGCAUGGACCCCCGGGUUGUCCUCAAGAUGCAGUUCCUGGAUGAGAUGAAGGGCCAGAAUGGGGCCCGGGACCAGUUCCUCUCCGGGCACGACUGGUACCGGCAGCAGGCAUCCAGGGCUGUGAACCAGGCCAUCGGGCGGGUGAUCCGGCAUCGCCAUGACUACGGGGCUGUCUUCCUCUGCGACCACAGGUUCAGCUCCGCGGACGCCAGAGCCCAGCUGCCCUCCUGGGUGCGUCCCCACGUCAAGGUGUACGACAGCUUCGGCCACGUCAUCCGAGAUGUGGCCCAGUUCUUCCGCAUCGCUCAGAGAACCAUGCCCGUGCUGGCCCCCCGAGCUGCUGCUCCGAGCCUGGGCGAAGGAGAAGGCACUGCCUCGGUGGCCGUGUCACCCGGCCUGCUCCGCACCAGGAAGGCCACAAGUCUGGAUGUGCACGUCCCUAGCCUGAGGCGCAGACGCACGGGCUUGCUGGUCGCCGGGGACGCCGAGGGCAGCCUUUGUGUGGAGUACCAGCAGGAAGCCGUCCAGGCCCGGCGGAGGCCCGUGGGGCUGCUGGCCGCCCUGGAACACAGCGAGCAGCUGGCCGAGGGGCCUGGGGACAAGGCCCUGCCCGCGGAGGAGGAGGCCCCCCGCCACUCCGCCCCGUGGGGCCCUCGUGAGAAGAGGCCAGCGGAGGAGCAGCGUGGCAGGCGGAGGAAGGUCAGGCUGGUCGGCGGCCCGGAGGGGCCAGAAGCCGGCGCGGACACAGGCAGGGCCAAGCUGUUCAUGGCGGCCGUGAAGCAGGCGCUGAGCCAGGCCAGCUUCGACACCUUUACCCGGGCCCUGCGGGAGUACAAGAGCACCGAUGACCUCGCGGCCCUGGCCGCUCACCUUGGCCCGCUCUUUGCCGAGGACCCCAAGAAGCACAGCCUGCUCCAAGGCUUCUAUCAGUUCGUGCGGCCCCACCACAAGCAGCAGUUUGAGGAGGUCUGCCGCCAACUGACGGGCCGAGGCUGCAGCUUCCGGCCCGAGUAUGGCCUUCCCCGGAGGCAGGGAGCACAACCAGCCCUGGACCCCAGCGGAAGGAGGGAGCCUGACCCCAAGCUGACCGUGUCCCAGGGUGCAGCCAGGCAGCUGGACCCCCGCGAACACCUGAACCAGGGCCGGCCCCACCUGGCCUCCGGGCUGCUCCCUGCAGGAGACCCCAGCCGCCGGCCUCCUGAGGGGUCCGGAGCCCCCGGAGCAAAGAAGCACCCGCCCGCUGUGAGUGCCUACCUGGCAGAUGCCCACAGGGCACUGGGGGCCACAGGCUACAGCCAGCUCCUGGCGGCGCUGACCACUUACAAGCAGGAUGACGACUUGGAGAAGGUGGUGGCCGUGGUGGCCUCGCUCACCACCGCCAGGCCUGAGGACCUGACCCUGCUGCAGAGGUUCGGCAUGUUCGUGCGCCCUCACCACAAGCAGCGCUUCCAGCAGACGUGUGUGGACCUGGGCACCCAGGCUCCAGGACCCUGGGAGGGGAGCCCUGCUGCGCCUUCUGACCUGGUCUGUGGGGCUCGCGGGCCAGGCCCCUCACUGCCAGAGAAACCCCCCGGGAAGACCCAGAGCAAGAUCUCCUCCUUCCUUACGCAGAGGCCGGCUCGGGGGGCGGGGGCUCCCGGUCGGCCCCCCGGUGCCCCCUGCGGGCAGGCACAGUCCGAGUGGGUGGGCUUGGUGUGUCCUGGCUGCAGGGCGGAGGACGUGGUCCCCUUCCAGUGCCCCUCCUGCGACUUCCACUGCUGCCGGGCCUGUUGGCGACAGCACCUCCAGGUCUCUAGGACGUGCCCGGCCUGCCAUGCUGCCACCAGAAAGCAGAGCCUCACGCAGGUCUUCUGGCCGGAGCCCCAGUGAACAUUGAGACCCUCUGGGCGCUGCAGGGUCUGCGGAGGCUGAGGCCGCCCCUGCCUGGGGCGCAGCCUGGACACUUGCCUGUCGGCUGUGGGUGGGCCAGGCCUGAUACCAGAAACCCCUUGGCCAAGAGCGCACCUGACGGGGAGGCCAGUCCAGUGUCCGUGGGGAACCCCCUGAGACGGCAGCAGGAUCUGGGCCCCCUGUGAGAGGCCCCGAGGCCACCUUGGGGUCUGGGGUGGGUCCACUGGAAGGUGCUUCCCCAGAACUUCCCUGACCGCCAGCCUGUGGGUGGAGACCCAGCAGGAAGGAGGGGAGCCCUGCACCUUCUGUCCCGGGGACCUUCCAGGGACCUGAUUGUUCCUCAGGGGCCAGGGUUCUAAUAAAGCUGCCGGCACUGCUGGGAAG
Delphinapterus leucas (beluga whale) is the source of this 4719-nucleotide messenger RNA. It is a transcript of the gene RTEL1, whose product is annotated as regulator of telomere elongation helicase 1. The record is from RefSeq and is a predicted model, not a curated record. Lineage: Eukaryota; Metazoa; Chordata; Mammalia; Artiodactyla; Monodontidae. Gene Ontology annotation, cellular component: nucleus. Gene Ontology annotation, molecular function: DNA binding; DNA helicase activity; DNA polymerase binding. Gene Ontology annotation, biological process: negative regulation of t-circle formation; regulation of double-strand break repair via homologous recombination; negative regulation of DNA recombination.